GAAACGAAUGGAAAGUUAAAAGCCCCUUCACGUAAACCCUUAUAGUCACCUCGUAAAAGAAAGAAAAUAUCAAAAUCCUAAAAAGAAAUUCAAUUGUAAAAAAAAAAGAGAGGUAGGAUCUAUUAUGGACAAGAACAUGUUAGCAGCACUCGAGGGUCUCCCUGAAGAAGAUAAGGCCCGAAUGUCCGCCAUGAUCGACCACCUUCAGCUUCGUGACAGUUUGAGAAUGUACAAUUCACUCGUCGAGAGAUGCUUCACCGACUGCAUCGACAACUUCACUCGCAAGACGUUGCAGAAGCAAGAGGAAACCUGUGUGACACGAUGCGCUGAGAAGUUCUUGAAGCACUCGAUGCGCGUAGGCAUGAGGUUCGCGGAGCUUAAUUCGCAAGCACCAACGCAAGAUUGAAGGGUAAUAAUAAGAACUGCGAGAAGGGGC
Messenger RNA from Gossypium arboreum, 436 nucleotides. Its product is annotated as mitochondrial import inner membrane translocase subunit TIM9. The transcript is spliced from 2 exons. Bases 125 to 406 code for a protein of 93 amino acids. NCBI's taxonomy places the organism in Eukaryota, Viridiplantae, Streptophyta, Magnoliopsida, Malvales, Malvaceae. The record is from RefSeq and is a predicted model, not a curated record.